ACAUCUGUCAUAAGAGAAAGAGAUAAAGCAAAAGAGAUAUGGAGAGGAGCUUGAAGAAGACGAAGAACAACAACAACAACUCAACAAAGAACAAUACGAUGGUGAUGAAAGAUGAUGAAAUGUUUCAUGUGAUUCAUAAAGUUCCUUGUGGAGAUACUCCUUAUGUCAAAGCCAAACAUGCUCAGUUGAUAGAGAAGAACCCGGAGAUGGCAAUAGUGUGGUUUUGGAAAGCCAUUAAUACUGGAGACAGAGUAGACAGUGCUCUCAAGGACAUGGCUGUUGUAAUGAAACAACUUGACCGUUCUGAAGAAGCCAUUGAAGCUAUCAAAUCGUUUCGUCCUCGUUGUUCCAAGAACUCCCAAGAUUCUCUCGACAACGUCCUCAUCGACUUAUACAAGAAAUGUGGGAGAAUGGAUGAGCAAGUUGAGUUAUUGAAGAGGAAACUAAGGCAAAUCUAUCAAGGAGAGGCUUUCAAUGGUAAACCCACCAAGACGGCUCGCUCUCACGGCAAAAAGUUUCAAGUGACUGUUCAACAAGAAAUCUCAAGAUUACUGGGGAACUUGGGAUGGGCAUAUAUGCAACAAGCUAAGUACUUGUCAGCAGAAGCAGUAUACAGAAAAGCUAAGAUGAUAGAGCCAGACGCUAACAAAUCGUGCAACCUAGCUAUGUGCCUUAUCAAACAAGGCAGGUUUGACGAGGGAAGAGCUGUUCUUGACGAGGUUCUUGAGUUUAGGGUUUUGGGUGCAGAUGAUUGUAGAACAAGGCAAAGAGCUGAUGAGCUUCUGAGUGAACUAGAGGCUUCACUACCACGUAGACGAGAUGCUGAGAUGGAGGAUGUCUUGGGAAAUAUCUUAGACGAUGACUUUGUUCUUGGGCUUGAUGAUAUGACAUCCACUAGUUUUAGAUCUAAGAGACUCCCAAUCUUUGAACAGAUCUCGUCUUUUAGAAACCAAUUGGUUUGCUAGUUCAUUUAUUUUGUGUGUUCGUUUGUAUUAUAUAGCUUUGUUGCUUUAUAGUUUUGAAGGGUUGGUAAAUAUGUGUUAUGUUGUUCUCCAUAUGUAACUAUGUACAUACAACAAUAAAAAUGGGAACUAAUAAGUCAUUUAAAUCUU
Molecule: messenger RNA, 1112 nt
Organism: Capsella rubella
Lineage: Eukaryota; Viridiplantae; Streptophyta; Magnoliopsida; Brassicales; Brassicaceae
Product: protein SULFUR DEFICIENCY-INDUCED 1
Exons: 4
Coding region: 39-965 (308 amino acids)
Molecular function (GO): protein binding
Source: RefSeq, a predicted model, not a curated record